AUGAUCAGCUCGUUCGAAACUCUACAAUAUCACCCCACACCUGGGGAGCCAAAGGUUCUAUCAGAUGAAUGGAUCAGAUUGAAGCUUGACAAGAAAACGCCUCCUCCAGAUCCUCGCUACGUCCUCGCAAGAGAAAUCGAGAUCAUCUCAACCCAGUGGCCAUGGGAAUGGACUAAAGGUUUUGAGCCCGAGAAGUGGACUAUCGCCAUGAUGAGGGACCUGCGGGAUCUGAUCAAGGGGUAUCAGGGCAGGUUCAAUCUUUGCGGCGAUAAAUGCCAUCCUCUCAAGGUCGGUCUGAUUCGCUCCGCAAGGGAGAGGGAUAAGAACAAUCCAAAGCUCAGCAGAGAUGAUCUGAGUAAUGCCCUCGGGUAUUACGAGCUUGAUACAAAGAAAGAAAAGAAGCAACAGCAAGUGUCUGUGCCCUGCGAGAAUACCGCCGCGACACCGAUCGUGGUUGAGGAUACGCCCCCGGAGACGCCCAAUGCUGUGUCACGGGCUUCUCCGGUGCCGUCUUCCCCAUCGGUUGUGUCCGACUACACAUCGGCGUCCUCUCCUGUUUCCAGGGCGUCGAGUGUCACGACGGUCACGGCGGAUUCUCCAGGGGCUACACGUGCGGAGUCACCAUGUCCGACCGUCCACGAAGAUGAAGUGGACGCGACGAUGGAAGAUGACUCUAUGUUUGUGGAAACAGUAUCAGAUUUUCCUGAAUACAGGAGCUCCAGCGCCGAUAAGGGAGAGGACUGCAAGUCCCCUAAAUCAAAACCAUCGCCGCAGCCUGAAGGCAUGGAGUCCGAACCUUCGGUGCAACCUCAACCUGAGGAGCCUUCUGAAACUGUUGAACGGGCUGAAGCUCACGUCAGAGAGUCAGUAGAGACAGAGAUGCAAAUCGACUCUGAUGUGCCUGUCCACGAACCUGUUGCUGAAAACGUUACAGAUUCAAACUCGAGUUCGCCACAACCACAAUCAACUUCUUCAAUCCCCUCAACUCCUGAGGAUAUCAUCAAAAGCCUAGAACUCCUAAAACUCCAAGAAAAAUCAGAAGGAGAAAAGCUCACGCCACUCCUCACAACCUCAAAAACCAAAGUACAAGCCACAGAGUCCGCCAUGGCAGCUACACAAGGCCCCAACAGAAAAAUUCAAGCCCUGUGCGAGAACUACAAGAUCUUCCAGGCAAGAAAGGCAGAGAUCGUCGACGGCCUGGCAUUUCUCAAAGAAAACCUUGAACGACGAAACGUUCACCCAGAGUCAGAUGAAUAUAGACGGACUCUGAUGCACAACAACUCAAGGCUGCAGCAUUGCGAGACCACCAUAUGCAAUGUGCAGAAAGAAAUCGAGGAGGAAUUCAAAAAGGCGACAGAUAGGAAGAUUGAGAUUAGAGGGCAGCUUGAGAAGGAGUAUGCUGAGUUUGAGCAGCUGCAGAAUAAGGAGAGGGGAAUUUGUCGCAAUGUGCAGUAUUACAGCUUUAUAGCCUCGCUGUUGAGGUUGGGUCCUCUGGGACUGGAUAGCUUGCUGUACAAACUGCGGUAUAGUGGUGUUGAUGUGGUCGGUGAAGUCAACAAGAACUCUCCUGAUGUCGUGCUGGAUCACGUCAUGACGACCUAA
Fusarium proliferatum ET1 is the source of this 1602-nucleotide messenger RNA. RefSeq lists its product as uncharacterized. NCBI's taxonomy places the organism in Eukaryota, Fungi, Ascomycota, Sordariomycetes, Hypocreales, Nectriaceae. Bases 1 to 1602 code for a protein of 533 amino acids. The record is from RefSeq and is a predicted model, not a curated record. The transcript has 3 exons.